Sardina pilchardus (European sardine) is the source of this 3428-nucleotide messenger RNA. Its product is annotated as heat shock factor protein. The transcript is spliced from 12 exons. The record is from RefSeq and is a predicted model, not a curated record. Gene Ontology annotation, biological process: regulation of DNA-templated transcription. Bases 170 to 1888 code for a protein of 572 amino acids. Gene Ontology annotation, molecular function: sequence-specific DNA binding; DNA-binding transcription factor activity. NCBI's taxonomy places the organism in Eukaryota, Metazoa, Chordata, Actinopteri, Clupeiformes, Clupeidae.
CUGCGUGGCCACACGUAAACAAGACCGAAGCGAACACUACCCUACACAAAAGCUUGACCUUUUCCGAUAGAGUAAUAUUCGAGAAUAGACUCUAGGCUAUAACUCGAGAUUGUCGGAGGAAAGAGGAGUUUUUGACAGAUUUUUCUUUCUGAUAUUUUGUGCUUUUCAAAUGAAGCAGAGCAGUCCCGUCCCAGCGUUUCUCAGCAAACUGUGGACACUCCUCGAGGAUCAGUCAACGAAUGACCUAAUCUGUUGGAGUCAAGAUGGCUGUAGUUUCCUGGUGCUGGAUGAGCUGCGGCUCAGUAAGGAGGUCCUGCCUCUCUACUACAAGCACAGCAACAUGACCAGCUUUGUGAGACAACUCAACAUGUACGGAUUCCAUAAGGUGGUGCAUGUAGACUCAGGUCUGCCUGUAGACCCAGAGCACAGCCAGAGUGUGGAGUUUCAGCACGCGUAUUUCCAGCGCUCUCAGGGGCACCUCCUGGGCCUCAUACACAGGAAGGUAUCAGUGAGCCGUGUGACUGAGGACUCGGCGCAGGCGUCUCAGGUGCUGGUGGAGGUGUCUCGGGUGGGCAGGUGGUGCGACUCCUCUCAUCUCAAACUGCUGUCGCUCUGCAGGGAUAAUGCGAGUCUGUGGGAAGAGGUGGAUUCACUCCGACAAAAAUAUCAGCAUCAACAAAAGAUAAUCAGAAAGAUCAUUCACUUCAUCACCAGUGCGGUUCAGUCCAGCAGAAUCAAAGGGACAAAGAGAAAGUUGGCAAGGAUUGACAGCUCAGGGGAGUCGUCUCCAGCCCCCAAGUUCAGGCGCUCGGUCAGUGUUCAGGCCAAUAGGAGACCCUCUUACAUGGACUCCAGAGAUGGUGUGUACUCCAACAGACUGAUCCUCUCAGAUAUCACACAUGUGCUGCAGCCCCACUCUAAUCUCCAGAGCAGUCUCUCUCUGUCUGUAGAGAUCCCCUCUUCAUUUGCAGAUGGUCUUCACACAUCGUCCAGUGUGACAUCACUCCCCUCGGAGGUUCCUCACACGUUCUCAGAAGUUCCUCCAAGCAUUCCAUCACAAUCCGCAGAGAUGUUCUCUGAUGUUCCACGCUCGUCUACAACGGUUCCCUCUCUUUCCAAAGACUCUUCAUCCAUGUUCUCCGAAGUACCGCCAGGAUUUACGAGUUUCACUUCGCGGUCCGUGGAUAAUCCACCCGAGGUCACAGAUGUUCCGUCACUCUGCUCAGACAUAUCGGCCAUGUUCUCAGAAUUUCUGUCAGCAGAGUUUCCACUAAUGUUCAGCAAGGUUCCGUCAGGGGCCACCAGUGUUCCAUCCGUUUCAACAGAGGUUCCAUCAGUGUUCCCUGAAGUUCCGUCGGGUUCUACCAGUGUUCCCUCUGAGUCGGCUGAACUUACAUCAGUAGAACAAGCCCUGUCUCUCCUCAUGGAACCGGAGGUACACAACCCCAUAGAGAACCGUGCAAAGAGGUGUGAGGACGACCCUCUAGCCCUCAUAGACUCCAGUCUGGCUGCUAUACGCUGCUCAGUAGCGCCCUCUGAUGGCCUGGACCUGCUCUCAGUGUUCCUAGGCCCUGUUGAGGAUGCACUAGACCACAGUGCCACCAGCUCACAAAUAGUAGAGAGGAAACUGGGGGCCCCACCGAGGGAAGAGACACCUCGCUACACACACACAGUGUCUGAGGCCGUUCCCAUGAUUGCUUUGGGGGGCGGUUGUGGUGAUGAUGAGGAUGAUGGUGAUGAUGGUGAUGAUGAUGAUGAUGAUGAAGAUGUGGGUGAAGGUUCGGACAUUCUGCCUUCACUUCUCCGGCUGGCACAGGAGGCGUCUGCCCUCAGCAUGCCCAGCUCUGUACCACGUGCACCCUGUGUGCCCACAUCUCAUGCCUCUUAACUACCACACACACACACACACACACACACACACACACACACACACACACACACACACACACACACACACACACACACACACACACACACACACACACUACAGUAUACACAUCUGGAGGACUAGAGAGGAGAGAUGAAUACUUUUAGUCGGUUUUAGGUUUAAGUAAGUUUAUCUUCAACAAUAUUAAAAUUCAGUGAUUAUAUUUACUGUAAUUUACCAACUAUUAGCCGGCUUUUACAUUGAUUUUAGCACAUUUCUUCAGCUAUGAGGUUAAUACGCGGGGACAGUUAGUAUGGUAUUAAUAUGAUUUUGUCUCUUUUAACUUGCAUAAAACACUGUCCUGCAGCUUAUACACAAUGUGGCUAAUACACAGGAAAUUACUGUAUAGCUGUCAUUUGAAAUACUUCAAUUGGUAUUCCAUUUGCAAAGAGAUUUGGAUACUUCAUGAGUACCUUUAAAUUCAAAUGUAUGUAUCAAACUGCAUUAAUGGUUCAUGUGAUUGUGAGAGAAUGGUGCUUGGAAGGCAUUGGGGAUUAUUGUAUUUUUAUACUCAGACAGAAAAGCUUCCUUAAACCUUAUUCAUCAUCAUAGAGAUGAUACAUAUUACCAUAUAAUGCUCUCUCUAAACUCCGUAAAGCUGUGUGAGGUUAUCUUGUCACACCAAACGGAUGAUCACACCAGACGGAUGAUCUUGAAUUUCUAUGAAGUAUCUAUCUAUCUAUGAAGUAGCUAUCUAUAUAUCUAUCUACAGUAUCUAUCUAUCUAUCUACUGUAUCUAUCUAUCUACAGUAUUUAUCUAUCUAUCUAUCUAAUAAAGACCACAAUAGCUCCAGAAUAGCUAUGCACAAGCGUAAUGUACAACGACAUUAUAAAGAGCAAACGAAGAACUCUUUUCCAAAAGAACCAUUUUAAUGCAACAACACAAGUACGAUUUUAUUGAUAUUACCUGAAACACACAAUAAAUAACAUGACUUAUUGAUCUUUUCAAAUUGUUCUGAUUUAUAGGGUUUUGGAAAAGAGUUCAUAUGAUAUAUUUUGAUGUUUGUAUCAUAUAUCCAGAUAUAAACAGUUGGAUAACUCCGGUCUCAACAGUAGCCUUCAUACAGUAGGUAUGAUAUAAGUACUCUCACACGAGAAAUAACACGCAGAGUAGUGUGAAGACUGCGUCACACACACGCAUACUUACCAACACAAACACGCACGCACACACACUCACACACGCACACACACACACACACACACACACACACACACAUAUAUAGUACUCCUGGGGGAAGGGCUGUCCCACAUCCUGUUUUCUGGUGUGGGCUGUUGUAUACCACGACAAGCCAGAAAGAGUUCACAACCAGAGAGAAAACACUCUGUCCUCACCUGCAUUUGUCCUCAUUUAAGCUUCACUCAUCGACUAACAACACCCCCUGUCUGUAGAACUCACUCAGAAUACACUCUAUCCUGCCCACGGCAAGUGACUAGUGACCCAUGUGUGAUGGUAGUGUAGUGGUUAAGGACCUGGGCUAGCAUGCAGUAGCCUGAAAGUAGU